GUUUUCUUUUACUUGUUUUUACAGAGUAGUUUGGAAUUAAGUAAGUAAAUCAAAUGCUGGAAAUAAACUGUGGAAAUUAACCCUUAGCUUUUGAGUUUAUGAAACAAAUGAUCAUCUCUAAAUAAUGAACUGGGUUCCAGAUUUCAGAAACCUGGCAGCUGAAAGCAAAUAAGAAGCCUCAAAUCCAUGAGAUUCAUUUUUAAAGUUGGCAUAUUUACAUUACAAAAUAAUUUGAAGAAAAGAAUUUCCAAGGACUUAGUACCUCAAUGAAGAAUCGACAAAUAAGGCGAUAAAUGUUUCAAGUUCAAUAUCAGACUAGACAACUGAAGAGAAAAACGUGAUCAGUGAAUGAAAAAUGGCACACACUAUAGAAUGGAUUCGAUUCCGUUUUCAGGCACAGGAAAGAAACAGCCCAUCUGAAAACAACACCAUUGUUAUCAUCUUCAUCACCGAAUUCGCUAGCCACGGGUCAAUGGUCAUCCACUUUAAAUAAGCAAAGAAUUAUCUUUCCAAAUAAUGGAAUGCUCACCAAGGACUCAGAAAGGAUAAUGAGAAACUAUAUGAGCAACAAAAUAACAACUACAAAAUACACCAUCUUCAAUUUUCUUCCAAAGAACUUUAUUGAACAGUGUAACAGAUUUGCCAAUAUUUACUUCCUGUUGUUGGCCUUUCUGAACUGGGUCCCAUCCAUUGAAGUAUUCCAUAAAGAGAUAACCAUGUUGCCAAUAAUAAUUGUGAUGUCUGUUACUGCAAUUAAAGAUGGACUUGAGGAUUUCAAGCGUUACCAAUUUGAUAAAAAGAUAAACAAAUCUCGGACACAAGUAUUUGAUUGGAAACAGCACCAGUACGUUGAGAAAUACUGGAAAGAUGUUCGUGUAGGUGACUUUGUGCAAUUAUCAUGCAAUGAAAUUAUUCCAGCUGAUAUGGUCCUAUUGCAUUCAUCAGAACAAAAUGGAAUCUGCUACAUUGAGACUUCUAACCUUGAUGGAGAAACUAAUCUAAAGCGAAGAUUGGCAGUUAAAGGAUUUUCAAGUCCCCAUUCUGAAUUUGAACCAGUGAACUUCAGCAACAGUAUAAUCUGUGAAAAUCCCAACAAUGAUCUCAAUAAAUUUAAAGGCUUUGUAGAUAAAUCUGAAGAAAAGAUUGGUUUUGAUAAAGAGAAUCUCUUGCUUCGAGGCUGCACCAUCCGAAAUACAACUGUUACGGUGGGAAUAGUGGUAUAUGCAGGUCAUGAGACCAAAACAAUGCUUAAUAAUAAUGGAUCUCGCUGCAAGCAGAGUAAGUUGGAGAAAAAAAUGAACACUGAUGUCAUAUACUGUAUGAUCCUACUGGUGAUUAUGUGUCUUAUAGGAGCAAUAGGUCAUAGAAUUUGGGUUGGAACUUUCCCUUCAUGGUCUCCAUUUGAACUUGCAGACCAGAAUGGCAGCUUAAUUUCAUCUAUUGUGUCUUUUUUCCGCAUAUUUCUGACAAUGGUGAUACUAUUGCAGAUCUUAAUCCCUAUCUCUUUAUACGUUUCCAUUGAGCUAGUAAAGUUGGGUCAGAUAUUCUUCAUUUGCAAUGAUGUUGAUCUGUAUGAUGAAAGGACCAAUACACGCCUGGAGUGCCGAGCUUUGAAUAUCGCUGAAGAUCUUGGUCAGAUACAAUAUAUUUUCUCUGAUAAGACAGGAACCCUCACUGAAAACAAAAUGGCCUUCCGUCACUGCACUAUUAUGGGCACAGAGUUCCGACAUGAUGAAAAUACCAAGCACUUAUCUACUCGUACACAGCCAGACUUCCUGGAUAAGGAUGGGCUACCACUGGAGAGCUCAGGCUCCAUCACCAACCUCCAGAAUAGUACGUCAGAUCUGAAGCAGAAGAGUACAAGACUUGUGGAGCAAUCAGAAAGCAUCUGUUCCCAGCAGCAGCUUACUGGUUUUGAAAGUCAUAACGAGUUAGUGAUGCACUGUGGUAGCAUCCCUUUCCAGAGAGUGGCAUUCAACAGCUUGAUUGAGAAAGAUAUCAGGCCGGAUGAAGCCUUGCUGAAGAGAAUUCGAGAUGCUGUUGUCCAUAUGGAGUCAUUGACUCAACUGAAAGCUGGCACUGGGUUGGAAAGUGCAUGCAUUGUCGAUUUCUUUCUAGCUUUGACAUUGUGUAACACGGUUAUGGUUUCCACAGCAACACAGCCAAGGCAACCAGUGCUGACUUCUUCAUCAUCAAAAUCUUCAACACGGUCCUUGGCAAAGCUAAAACAUCUUCAGAGGCUUAAGACACCACAUGGAAUUCCCAGUCAAUCUAGCUCUGAUGUGCCAGGGAGUUUGUGCAAUACACCAUUGUUGUCUUCCAAAGUUAGUCCAACUUCUUUCUAUGGUCCUGCGAGUGCAACAGAUGACAUUGGUUCUGGAAUGGACAGCAUCGAUAAUAUAAGUGAGAAUGCUGAGGUCGGUAGUAAUGUUGGUGGAGAAGAUGGGGAUGUCAUUGACGAACCUGCUAAAAAUAUUUGCUAUGAAGCUGAAAGCCCGGAUGAAGCAGCCCUUGUGCAUGCUGCUCGAGCAUAUGAUUUCACAUUAUUAUCCCGGACUCCUGACCAAGUGACUAUAAAGCUUCCUCAAGGAAAUCUUCUGACAUUUAAACUAUUGCAUAUCUUAGCAUUUGAUUCAACGCGGAAGAUAAUGUCUGUAAUAGUUAGGCAUCCUAUCACUAACGAGAUUGUUGUGUACACAAAGGGAGCAGAUUCUGUUAUUAUGGACCUAUUAGAAGAACCAGACAAAGAUAACAUUGAGGAGCAGAAGAAGCAAAGAAAUAUAAUUGAAGAAACACAAAAGCAUCUGAAUCAGUAUGCAAGUAAUGGUCUGAGAACACUAUGUAUUGCAAAGAAGGUCUUGACUGAUGGUGAAUAUGAAAAAUGGGCUAAUUUAAGGCAUGAAGCAGAGACCAGUAUUGACCAUAGGGAACCAUUGAUUAUGGAAACAGCACUACAACUGGAAACAAAUUUAAAGUUAUUAGGUGCAACGGGGAUUGAAGAUCGUCUUCAGGAUGGUGUGCCAGACACAAUUGAAGCCCUUCGAGAAGCUGGCAUAUUGACCUGGGUCCUCACAGGAGAUAAACAAGAAACUGCUGUAUAUAUAGCCUAUACAUGUAAGCUUAUGAAUCCAAAUGACUUGAUCUUCACUCUAAAUAGUGAAAACCAGGAAAUCUGUGAAUCUUUAUUGGAUUGCAUCUUGGAUGAAGUGAGAAAGUAUAAUGGAAUAAAUCAUACUACUUCCAAGUUGACUGUGAAUUUUGCAUCCACAUCCUCAACACGCAAGCCUACCAUCAAACCCACCUUUGGUUUGGUAAUUGAUGGAAAAACUUUGAGUGUGAUCUUCCAAGGGAACCUGCAGAAGAAGUUUCUGGAUCUGGUAAAAUGUUGCCAGUCUGUGGUGUGUUGUCGUUCCACACCACGGCAAAAAAGCAUGGUGGUCAAGCUAGUUCGAGAUCAUCUGAAGGCCACGACAUUAGCAAUAGGCGAUGGGGCCAAUGAUGUCAGUAUGAUCCAAGCUGCUAAUGUAGGCAUUGGGAUUACUGGUCAAGAAGGAAUGCAGGCUGUGAUGGCCAGUGAUUUUGCAAUCUCUCAUUUUAAAUACCUUAAAAAGCUGUUAUUGGUACAUGGUCACUGGUGCCACACCCGCUUGGCCAAUAUGAUUAUUUACUACUUUUACAAGAAUGUGGCCUAUGUGAAUCUACUGUUCUGGUACCAGUUUUUUUGCGGCUUCAGUGGAACUUCUAUGAUUGACUAUUGGUUGCUGAUUUUCUUCAACCUUCUCUUCACCUCCCUUCCUCCAUUAAUGUGCGGAAUACUGGACAAGGAUGUUUCUGCAGAAAUGCUUUUAGAGUUUCCUCAACUGUACAGAAGUAAUCAACAUUCAGGGGCCUACAAUCACUACACUUUUUGGAUCACCAUGUUGGAUGCUUUUUAUCAAAGUCUUGUCUGCUUUUUCAUUCCAUACUUUACUUAUCAAGGUUCAAAUAUUGACAUCUUUACAUUUGGAACACCAAUGAAUACAGCGUCCCUCUUCACAAUUCUAGCACAUCUAGCAGUUGAAACCAAAACCUGGACCUUCAUGCACUGGGUUUCAAUGAUUGGGAGCAUUGUAUUAUACUUCUUGAUUACACUUGUUUAUAGUACCUUCUGUGUGACCUGCAACAGUCCAUCAAAUCCUUAUUGGAUAAUGCAACGUCAGAUGACUGAUCCACUUUUCUACCUCAUCUGUCUUAUCACACCAAUCCUGGCCCUGUUACCAAGGUAUUUCAUUCGUAGUCUGCAAGGCACAUUAUUUGCAUCUUAUCUUCUCAAAGCUCGCCAACUGGACAAUUUGGACAAAGAGCAACAGAUCCAAGCCAUAAGGGAUUGGAAAGGCCUUAAUAUUUCAGGGAAUGACGUGCCAAAUUUAACAGAGUUUGCUGAUCAAUCAAGAGUGGAAAAUGUCAACCAUCCUUGUGCUAUAACAAGUAAUCCUAAUUCUCAGUUUGUGUCUCUCCCAGUGGAAACAGCAGAUAUACAAAGGUCCAUCAAUCGUGUCUGAAAUUUAACAGUCAUCAGGACAUACUAAGCCACAAAGUGAAACUCAUUGAGAACUGGAGUGAACCUAUCCAAUUAGAAUCAGCUCCAGAAAUGAAUGGCAUUGUGAUACAAUUUCAACAGCCACACUGCUAUUUUAUAUCCUGUACUCAUACCUCAUCUGCAGUACUUCCAGUCAUCAUUAUUUGUCUUGAAGCACAAACUCCUCACCAACCUGUAGAUACUGAGUUUGUCCCCACUGUGACUAAGUGCACUGCUCUGUCAAUUGUAGCACUGAUUGUUGGUAGCACCAUCUCUUCAUACUCAUUGUCCAUUGACAUAGAUAUGAUUUUAGUUACCUGAUUGGGCCAAUUUUUAUGGAAUUUUGAUCAUAAGAUAUAUCAUCCGUACUUUGUGCCUUUAUUGUUAUCUUGGAUUAUUAAGUCAUUUGGACAGUUUUCUCUUCAAUAACUCUGAGGCAUCAACUUAUAUUAUUUUUCAUUAGUUGGAAGCUAUUGUUCAACAUAACACAGAACACCACAGUCCAAAGUUCUUGUUCAUUAAAUUUCAACUAAUGUGGGUUUUUGUACUUCUGUUUUCUUGAUUAAACUAUUCAAUUCCAGGUUGAUAAUUCUACAGAGCUAUACUGCUUAGAGUUGACAUGAAAUCACCACUAACGCACCCAAAUAAAAAACUGCAAGACAACAUUACCAAACAAAAUGUAUCUGCCAAAAGACCAAAAACAAGUAAGAGAACAACUGACUGUGCGAGUAAAGUGAAACCAUCUGUGCUAAACCAUUGCCCAGUUUGUAGGUAGGACAAGCAGAUGGUGUACACGAUGCAAUUGUGAGAAAUUGGAGCCAAGCUUAGGUUACCAAAAUCACUUGCCAUCAAAACUGAGACAGGGCAACUGAUGAGAAGGAACUGAAUCCAUCCAACUUAAUCUGCAGUGACCUAAUGGAACAGGAAAUAUAAACAGUGGCAGCAAUGUCACCAAAAGUGGCAGAAGUGAGUUUAACAUCUGCAGGAGUAGGAACAACUACCAUAAUGUCACUAUGUCAAUGCAUCAAGUCAUUACAGAGAGAAAUGACUACGGACAAAUAAACAAAAUGGAGAUAUUAUAAUUGACUUUUUUGCAAUAAUGGGAAUAGGAAUUUUUAAGCAAGAUUAAUAGUAUUAAGGUAAGAUUGCUAUUGGUUUGUUAUCGUCACUUGUACUGAGGUACAGUGAAAAACUUGUCUUGGAUACCAUUCAUACAGAUCAAUACAUUACACAGUGCAGAUAUAUUGAGUUAGUACAGAGUGCAUUGAGGUUGUACAGGUAAAAGCAAUAACAGAGUACAGAGUAAAGUGUCACAAUAACAGAGUACAGAGUAAAGUUCAAAUAGGUCUUCCAAGUAAUUGGAAUUGGUUUAUUAUUGUCACAUGUACUGAGGUACAGUGAAAAACUUGUCCUAAAUACAGUUCAUACAGAUCGAUUCAUUACAUAGUGCAUUGAGUAUACAAGGUAAAACAAUAUCAAAAUGUAGAAUAAAGUGUUACAGUUACAGAGAAGGUGCAGUGCAGGUACACAGUAAGGUGCAAGGUCAUAAUGAGGUAGAUUGUGAGGUCAAGGGUCCAUCUUAUUGUACUAGGGAACUGUUCAAUAGUCUUACAACAGCAGGAUAGAAGUUGUCCUUGAGCCUGGUGAUACGUGUUUUCAGGCUUUUGUAUCUUCUGCUUGAUGGGAGAGGGGAGAAGAGAUUGUCCGGGGUAGGUGGGGUCUUUGAUUAUGCUGGCUGCUUUAGCGAGGCAGUGAGAAGUAUACAAAGUCAAUGGAGGGAAGGCUGGUUUCCAUGGUGUGCUGAGCUGUGUCCACAACUGUCUGCAGUUUCUUGCGGUCUUGGUCAGAGCAGUUGCCAUAGCAAGCCGUGAUGCAUUCAUGUAGGAGAACACACACCAGUAUUCAUUGAAGGGUCAACGGUAGAAAGGGUGAGCAGCUUCAAGUUACUGUGUGUCAACAUCUCAGAUGAUCUAUCUUGGGCCCAAGACAUUGAUGCAAACACGAAGGAGGAACACCAGCCACUCCAUUAGGAGUUUGAGGAGAUUUGGUAUGUGACCAAAGACUCUCGCAAAUUUCUACAGAUGUACAGUAGAGAGCAUUCUGACUUGUUGUAUCACCACCUAGUACGGAGGCUCCAAUGCUCAGGAUCGAAAGAGGCUGCAAAGGGUUGUAGACUCAGCCAGCUCCAUCACAGGCACAACCCUUCCCACCAUCGGGAACAUCUUCAAGAGACGGAGCCUCAAAAAGGCAGCAUCCAUCAUUAAGGACCCUCACCACCCAGGACAUGCUACCAUCAGGGAGGAGGUACAGGAGUCUGAAGACCCACACUCAACAUUACAGGAAUAGCUUCUUCCCCUCUACCAUCAGAUUUCUGAACAGUCCAUGAAACCAUGAACACUACCUCGUUAUUCCUCUUUUGCACUAUUUAUUUAUUUUUGUAACUUAUAGUAAUUUUUAUGUCUUGUACUGUACUGCUGCCGUAAAACAACAAAUUUGAUGAUAUAUAUCAGUGAUAAUAAACCUGACUCUGAUUCUGAUUCCAUGGUGCAUCGAUUAAAAACUAAUAAAAGAAUUUUUAAAAGAGUAAUUGUUGUAAGAAUAAGUGCAGAAUUAGACAUUUCUGGGAAUACUCAGCAGGUCAGCUAUCAUCUGAAGAGAGGAAUAGAUUAGUAUUUAACACCAAUGACUUUUCAUUAGAAGUAGGAAUAGUUAGAAAUCAAUUUUGUUUUAAGUUGCAGAGGAGGGUGAGUGUUGAAAAGGACAAAAGAGAUUUCCGUGCCAGUGUGGAGAGCAAGAAAGAUGGACUGACACAAAUCGUGUCAGCUGAGAGAGUGAUGAAUGCUUGUUAAUCACAGCUAAUCUGCCUGGAUGGGAU
Pristis pectinata (smalltooth sawfish) is the source of this 7433-nucleotide messenger RNA. Its product is annotated as phospholipid-transporting ATPase VB-like. Gene Ontology annotation, molecular function: ATPase-coupled intramembrane lipid carrier activity; magnesium ion binding; ATP hydrolysis activity. Gene Ontology annotation, biological process: phospholipid translocation. The record is from RefSeq and is a predicted model, not a curated record. Gene Ontology annotation, cellular component: plasma membrane. Lineage: Eukaryota; Metazoa; Chordata; Chondrichthyes; Rhinopristiformes; Pristidae.